UAUUUGUGUUAGCAAACAUAAGAAAAUAGGAGCAAGGGCGCGAUGGCGGAGGCUGCAAGCGUACGCCAGAAUCUACAAAAUGUCCCAUCGAUAUUUGAAAUAUCGGCGGCUGAGACGCUGGACAACCUUAUUUAUCCGGCACUGAGCAAAAUCUUUGAUUAUUUUGGACUGAGAUUGGACUUUAAGCUUUGGGGCAGUCUACGUGUUCGGGAGGAAUUCUCACCGCUCAUAACAUGGAUUCUCCAGUAUUUAUAUCUGCGCAAGCGGGCAUCUUCUUUCGGUGAAAGUUUCUAUGGACUACAGCGCACAGCGACCGCAACUGGGGAGCUUUUAACGCGCCAACAGCAAUUCACUUCGGCCACCCUGCUAACCAUCCUCCCCUAUGUUGAGCGCAAGCUGAGAUCGAGGAGUGCUCGGCACGAGGGCACCUACGCCUGGGAGUCGCAUCUGAUUAGUCUGUUUCAUGCCUACAAUGCCUCCAAGGCGGUACACACAUUCCUCUACCUCAUAAAAUAUGCAUCGAGCCAUUCUCCCCUGUUUCGUGCCCUGCGGCUCACUCUCCGCUAUCCCAGUGAGCCGCCCAUGGAGGAUAAAUGGACUUACGUAUUCCUAAAGGGGCUCGAGGUGCUCGCCUUCUUCCUGCAGUUCAUACAGUGGUGGUAUUCGAAUGAUCAGCGCAGGAAAAUGGGCGGUACUCUCCAAAAUCCUGAGCCCAUGCAGCAUCCUGAGCUGCCACAUGAACUGAAGGAUACACUGCCAAAGAACGGGGAAUGCCCAGUUUGUCUGCUCAAGCUACAAACGCCGACAGCCUGUGCUGUUUCCGGAUACGUUUACUGUUGGAAAUGCAUUGUGACACAUCUAAAGGAGAAAGGCACGUGUCCUGUGACCAGCUAUCCCAUUACCAUUGAUGACCUGGUGCGAAUUUAUGAAUCAUAGGUUUUAUUAUAAAUACUACCACUGUAUUCCACUGUUUGUAUUUGUUUAUAGUUUGUAAUAAAGCAUUU
Drosophila grimshawi is the source of this 1004-nucleotide messenger RNA. It is a transcript of the gene Pex12, whose product is annotated as peroxisome assembly protein 12. Gene Ontology annotation, biological process: protein monoubiquitination; protein import into peroxisome matrix. Gene Ontology annotation, cellular component: peroxisomal importomer complex; peroxisomal membrane. Lineage: Eukaryota; Metazoa; Arthropoda; Insecta; Diptera; Drosophilidae. Bases 43 to 936 code for a protein of 297 amino acids. The record is from RefSeq and is a predicted model, not a curated record. Gene Ontology annotation, molecular function: ubiquitin-protein transferase activity; zinc ion binding; protein binding. The transcript has a single exon.